CUGCACGUCCAAGAUGGCGGCGCCCUGUAGGCUGGAGGAGCUGUGAGGUAAACAGCCGAGGGGGAGGAGACGGUGGUGACCAUGAAAGACACCAGCUUGGCAGCACUGGAAACCGAAGUACCAAUUGUCCCCAGAACAGUCUGGUAGUGACACCAAUGAAGAGCCUGCAGAGUUGUUAGCGUGCAUCCCGGACCCGGCGUAGCACAUUUGUGUAAGAGAAUGGCCCAGCAAGCGAAUAUCGGGGAGCUCCUCUCCAUGCUGGACUCCCCCGUGCUGAGUGUGCGUGACGAUGUGACAGCUGUCUUCAAAGAGAACCUCAGCUCUGACCGUGGUCCGAUGCUUGUAAACACCUUGGUGGAUUAUUACCUGGAAACCAAUUCUCAGCCGGUAUUACACAUCCUGACUACCUUGCAAGAGCCUCACGACAAGCACCUUUUGGACAAAAUGAAUGACUGUAUGGGCAGAGCGGCCUCUCGGCUGCCCGCGCUGUCGUUAUUGGGGCACGUCAUCAGGCUGCAGCCGCCUUGGAAGCACAAACUCUCUCAAGCACCUCUUUUGCCUUCUUUACUCAAAUGUCUCAAGAUGGACACCGACGUCAUUGUCCUCACAACAGGUGUCUUAGUGUUGAUAACCAUGCUACCAAUGAUUCCACAGUCGGGGAAGCAGCACCUUCAUGAUUUCUUUGAUAUUUUUGGCCGUCUUUCGUCGUGGUGCCUGAAGAAACCAGGCCAUGUGACAGAAAUCUAUCUUGUCCAUCUCCAUGCCAGUGUUUAUGCUCUCUUUCAUCGCCUCUACGGAAUGUACCCUUGCAACUUUGUCUCCUUUCUACGCUCUCACUACAGUAUGAAGGAGAACUUGGACACUUUUGAAGAAGUGGUCAGGCCAAUGAUGGAGCAUGUGCGAAUUCACCCGGAAUUAGUGACUGGAUCCAAGGACCAUGAACUGGACCCUCGAAGGUGGAAGAGAUUAGAAACACAUGAUGUUGUAAUAGAGUGUGCCAAAAUCUCUCUGGACCCUGCAGAAGCCUCAUACGAAGAUGGCGACUCCGUAUCCCCGCAGGUGUCAGCGCGCUUUCCUCAUCGUGCGGCUGAUGUGGCCACCAGCCCUUAUGUUGACACGCAAAACAGCUGUGGGAGUGCUACCUCGACCCCUUAUUCCAGCUCUCGGCUGACGUUGCUAAAUACGCCCGGGCAGCCACCUCAGACUCUGAGUCCCCCGUCGACACGGCUGUUGACUGAGCCGCCACAAGCUACUCUUUGGAGCCCAUCUAUGGUUUGUGGUAUGACCACUCCUCCAACUUCUCCUGGAAAUGUCCCACCUGAUCUCUCACACCCUUACAGUAAAGUCUUUGGUACAGCUGGUGGAAAAGGAACUCCUCUGGGAACCCCAGCAACUUCUCCUCCUCCAGCCCCAUUGUGCCACUCGGAUGACUAUGUGCACAUUUCCCUCCCGCAGGCCACAGUCCCAGCUCCCAAGAAGGAAGAGAAAACAGAUUCAGCAAGGCCCUGUCUACACAGACAGCACCAUCUUCCAAACGACAGAGGAUUAGAAGAGCUACCUGGCCUCAAAGGUUCUGUCACUCUAAGUGACCUUCCAGGGUUUUUAGGGGACCUUGCCUCUGAUGAAGAUAGCGUUGAAAAAGACAAAGAAGAAGCGGCGAUAUCAAAAGAGCUCUCAGAGAUCACGACGGCUGACACUGAGCCCCUGGUUCCUCGAGGAGGCUUUGACUCUCCCUUCUACCGGGACAGUCUCCCGGGCUGUCCUCGCAAGACCCAUUCGGCCACCUCUGGUCCUCAGGGUACCAGUGUGAACCCUGAACCUUUCAACUCCUCCUUGGACAAGCGUGGGCCAGACACACCAAAGCAAGCCUUUACUCCCAUAGACCUGCCCUGUGGAGGCACCCACGAAAGCCCUGCCGGGGACAGGGAGCGCCAGACUUCGCUGGAGACCAACAUCCUCACUCCCAGCCCUUGUAAAAUUCCACCUCAGAGGGGAGUGGGGUUUGGUAGUGGGCAGCCUCCCCCUUACGAUCAUCUUUUUGAGGUGGCAUUGCCAAAGACCGCCCAUCAUUUUGUCAGCAAGAAGACCAAGGAACUGUUAAAGAAAGCAAAAGGAAACACAGAGGAAGACUACCCGCCCUCAACCUCCCCAGCAGAAGUCCUGGAUAGGCUGAUCCAGCAGGGAGCCGACGCGCACAGCAAGGAGCUGAGUCGGUUGUCUUUACCCAGCAAGUCUGUCGACUGGACCCACUUUGGAGGCUCUCCUCCCUCAGAUGAGAUCCGAACCCUCCGUAACCAGUUGCUUUUACUGCACAACCAGUUACUCUAUGAGCGUUUUAAGAGGCAGCAGCAUGCUCUCCGAAACAGGCGGCUCCUCCGCAAGGUGAUCAAGGCAGCAGCUCUGGAGGAGCACAAUGCUGCUAUGAAAGACCAGUUGAAGUUACAGGAGAAGGACAUCCAGAUCUGGAAGGUUAGUCUACAGAAGGAACAAGCCCGGUACAGCCAGCUGCAGGAUCAGCGAGACACAAUGGUCACCCAGCUCCAUAGCCAGAUCCGACAGCUGCAGCAUGACCGGGAGGAGUUCUAUAACCAGAGCCAGGAGCUGCAGACGAAACUGGAGGACUGCAGGAACAUGAUCGCAGAGCUGCGUCUGGAAUUGAAGAAGGCCAACAGCAAGGUGUGUCACACCGAGCUGCUGCUCAGUCAGGUGUCCCAGAAGCUCUCAAACAGCGAGUCGGUCCAGCAGCAGAUGGAGUUCUUGAAUCGGCAGCUCUUGGUCCUGGGGGAGGUCAACGAGCUGUAUCUGGAGCAACUGCAGAGCAAGCACUCAGAUACCACGAAGGAGGUAGAGAUGAUGAAAGCUGCGUGUCGGAAAGAAUUAGAGAAAAACAGAAGCCACGUUCUCCAGCAGAAUCAGAGGCUCGAUACCUCUCAGAAACGGAUUUUGGAACUGGAAUCUCACUUGGCCAAGAAAGACCACCUUCUUUUGGAGCAGAAGAAAUAUUUAGAGGACGUCAAAGUCCAGGCAAGAGGACAGCUGCAAGCGGCAGAGAGCAGGUAUGAGGCUCAGAAAAGGAUCACCCAAGUGUUUGAAUUGGAGAUCUUAGAUUUAUACGGCAGGUUGGAGAAGGAUGGGCUCCUGAAGAAACUUGAAGAAGAAAAAGCAGAAGCAGCUGAAGCGGCAGAAGAAAGGCUUGCCUGUUGUAAGGAUGGCUGCUCAGAUUCUGUAACAGACCACCAUGAAGAGGCAUCUGGCCACAACGGCGAGACCAAGCCCCCCAGGCCUGGUGGUGCACGGGGCAGCAGUGGAAGUAGAGGGGGUGGAGGUGGCAGCAGUGGCGGCAGCAGCAGCGAGCUUUCAACCCCAGAGAAACCCCCCAACCAGAGGGCAGGCCUGUUCAGCAGUCGGUGGGAAACGACCGUGGGAGAGCCUGCCACCAGCAUUCCCACGACUGUCGGCUCCCUUCCCAGUUCAAAAAGCUUCCUAGGCAUGAAGGCACGAGAGUUAUUUCGUAAUAAGAGUGAGAGCCAGUGUGAUGAGGACAGUGUGACCAUCAGUAGCCUUUCUGAGACGCUAAAGACAGAACUGGGCAAAGACCUGGGUGUGGAAGCCAAGAUUCCCCCAACCCUUGAUGGCCCACACCCCUCCCCCCCGAACCCAGACAGUGUUGGACAGCUCCACAUCAUGGACUACAAUGAGACUCAUCAUGAACACAGUGAAGGAUGACGGUCAAUCAGUGUUAACUUGCAGGUUGUUGGCAUAGAACAGGAAGUGUGAAUGCUCGUUCCCAGGCUUUCCUAUUUCUAGGGUCUGGGUGGCUAGCUCACGCGGUGGAAAUGGGAUGGAGGUCCUUUUGACAGUUGACUGAAUGCAGAACGGUUUUUGGAUCUGGCAUUGAAAUGCCUCUUAACUUUCCCCUCAGCCCACUCCCCAGCCUGUCUUUAAUUUACCCAGCAGUGUGGACUAAUCCGAGGGCCAGUUUGCGUUCCUCAGUAGCUUUAUUUUCUUCCUUCCCCCACAAUGGUUGCACCCUUUGAACCUGUGCAAUAUGAGGCCAAAUUUACUCUUUGAGUCUAACACACCACUCUCUCCUUUCCUGAAACUUGGAGAAUGGGUUGGCUCUCCGUUAGCCCAGGUAAUUGGUGGUGUUGCAGGUAAGUCUGGUUUUAUCCCUUUCCACGGGGAUGUAGCUUGCAAGGCUGGUCAUCUUCAUGUGGAAACUUUUUACAUGAGACUUUUUCACUGCUUUUUGGUUCUGAAGUUCAGCAUCUGAAGCAGCAGAUCUAGAGAAACAAUGGUUUAUUCACCCUUACGUUCUUUUGGCAGUUCUGAUAAGCUUCUUAGAAAGUUCUGUGUGAACAAAUGUCUGUUGUUAGAGAAGUCUGGAACUGGCACUGUGGAGACCAUCCUUCCCCUUAGGGAAUGCUCCAUCCCCUUCCCCCCUACCUCUUAUUUAUUUGGUGUUUGCUGGAAAGCUGGGACUGCUCUGACCAGGCUGGCAUGGGGGCAGUAAAAACCUACUCUCUGCAGGAGGGAAGGUUGGUGGCUUGAGUAGUUGCCCGAGAAGCCCUUGUGGAUGGGGAACUGCCCCUGGAGCAGGGAUCUGCUAGCUGAGCCUCGUGGUUCAUCCCUACCCCACUCCCCCCGCACCCUGCCACCGUCUGUCUGCCUCUCUCCCUUUGUGUUCCCAUGAGCCUCUUUAAGGCUUUGAGUUUAUGUUUCUUGGUGAUGCUGCAGCAGAAAGGCUCUGAAGGUCCAAAGAAUUUCUUCAUUGCUUCUCAGGCUGGUAGAGCCGCCUCACCAUUGCAGGUUCUAAACCACCAAAAAGGUAACAGCUUUCUCACAUCACCUUAACUUUCUGGGGCUGGCCCUCCAGGGAGCUUGAUCCUGCUCCCUUCCUGCAUGUUAGUAAUGGCUGAGCAUUGACAAAGUUAGUCUGACAUGCACCCUGGGAUGACCACACAUGCUCAGGGGAGGGGACCCAGCACAGCAUCUGAACUCAAUGCAGGCUCUGGAGGUUGAUGCUAGAAGCCUAAGAGUUGUUGCUUAGUGUCCUUGCUGAGGCAGGGGGAGACUGGUAGGAAAGAGCUGAUGAACUUGGUUUUCCUCUUUUUAUUCUUUGAGUUAAAAGAGGGGUCAGCCAUGAAAGGGGAAAAGACGGAUUGUAACAGUACGAAAUCUUACCGCAUACAGAAGCUUCCAGCAUGUGAGGGUAAAGGUCUCUUCUAUGUAGUAUUGCAGUAAAUAUUCUAGCACCUCUGACCAGAGGGAGCUAGGUCAUGAGAGAUGCUGUGUCACCAAGACUACAAGGGCACAAGGCCUCAUCAGGACAGAAUCUUCAGGUGUGCUCGACUGUGCCUGGCCUGGCCCCACCUGGCAAUUGCCGCUGGAUGUCCUCUGUGGACUACUGAUAACCCCAUGUGGUGAAUUUGUCCAAAGGAAAGCUUAAAAUCGAGUAUAUCCUAUUCCUACUUCAGUUUUAGAAAAGGAAAACAACAAAUUCAGAAAGGGAAAAAAAUGUUAACUGGAUACCUACUGAAACCAGGUCAAAAUGCUCACCCUCCCCCAGCCCAAGAGACCUGUGCCACAGAACAAAGACACCCGGCAUUUAAAUCAAAGCCUUUUCCCUGAUUAAUCAGCAAAGGCAGAGGCCAAUGUAAAGAAAGAAAAACCUUUUAAAAAACAUGGGCAGAUUGUAAAAAUCCAGGGAAGGAGGUGGCCACAUGGUGAAGUGGGCUGCAACCUGUGCUGGAGGCUCCAAGGCAGGUGUCUGGGCCCAGGGCCCUUGGCACAUCCCUCCUGCCCAGCUGUCUGCUCAGCUCGACAACCACAGCCCACCCAGGGGAGCUGCGCUCAGCCUCCUUUGGGUUCUAGCGGGCCAUGCGUUUUGUUCAGCCAAGGCUGGGGCAUUGAGGCCUGGAUGCAUGUUGAAGUUACCCAGCCUAAACAGUUUCAGGAAUCAAGUCAGUAGCCAGAUUUAGUUCAGUUUUAAAAACUAUAAACCUGCCUGCCAGGAAUCAACAGGUCACUUGAUCGGGUUGUGGCAAGUUUUUUUAAGGAUGGAAAGGUGAUAGUAGAGGGACACUAGAGAGAAUUUGAAUAUGGGAGCCAGCAAGGCAAAUGUUUUAGAAUAAUUAGCAUCAGGGGCAGAACCAGAUGGUUCAAGCGGCUUGGUGUUGACCCACGUCGGGCUUGAGCAGCCUCCACCCCACCACUCAGAGCAGGCUUGUCAGCCUCAGGGCCAUGUGGCCAGUGUGCGUAACCUGCUCUGAUCCCCACAUGACACUAACCAGGGUCGGCACAGGCCCUGCGAUUGGAGUCUGCUUCUUGGGUAGCAUGAAAUUUGUUUUCAAAAGCAGCACUACAGUAUCAGCGGUGGGGGUCAAGGGUGGGGUGGGGCAGGGGCGGGCGGAGAUGGCAGCAUUGUCUCCACAGAGAAGGCACAUUCCUGAGUCUGCUGUAGGACAGAUGCACAUGGACCUCUCCCAGACAGGACUUUGAGGGAUUUUAAAAAAGGUUUUGACAGGGUUUUGCCAUAAAGUCCACAAAAAUUGUUAGUAUGAUAUUGGAAGGAGGGGCUUGUCAUGGGUGAGAAAACAGAUCCAAAGGCAGGACACAGAGGAGACAGGGGUCAUUUUUUGGGUCAAGAGGUUUUUUUUAAAAGCAUCCGUGCAGCUGAGUGCUAGGCCCAGCUGGGUGCGGCAGGUGGGCACACGUGGCCUCCCUAGUGUUCAGCUGUGUUUCAGCUGCUAGGGGUUCAUACCAGGCUCCGGGAGCACAGAUGGAGGCGAUAGGUUAAGCUACUGUGUGAGCCGGAGUGCAUGUGCUGUGCAGAGGGGAAGAGGCCAGCUCUCCUGAGCAGGGAGCCUGGGAGUCCAGCAGGCCGCCGUGGUCCCAGAGGCUGGCACAUCACAGAGCAAAGUCAGGACAGCAGAACAUGAAACUCCAGGCCCUGAGCUGGCCCCAUUUGCCACCACCUGUGUAGUUUCCAGUGGUUUUGUCACAAAAGGCCAAAGUCUUGCUGUUGCAUACGAGGGGGUGACUGAUACAGUGGCGGCAAUGAGGGGAUCCCUAUGAGCUGGGCCGCAGCAGUUCAGACUCACGGUUUCAAAUGAAAAAUUGGGUGUCUGUGUGUAAAGACUAUAGCAUGUGCUAUGAGUAGACAGUGGGAGUUUGUACCAAAUACUAGAACAUGCCACUCGAAGCCAGAAUGGAAGACAAGUGAGAGGAAGUGCCACAUGCAGAUGACUAUUUCUCUGAUGGAGACCCCUGAGAGGUGGCAGGAAGCCAUGCAGGUGUAAGAAGGGUGUGGGCAGAGUGGAGGCCUGGUCCCCAGCUGCUGGGCAGGUGAGGGGCCACCCAGCCUGGGAAUGUUCUUGGAAGAAGCCAACCCCUCUUGGGGUGGUCCCUGACGAGCACAGUCCCACCCAGAGCUUGUCUCCUGCGGGGAAGAGAGGGGCUCCAGGAAUGACCCAUCAGCACACCUCCCUGUCCACUCCCGAGGCACACGUGCCGGAACACGUCUCCAGCACCACCGUGUCUAUGUAUGUGCUUCUGUCCAGAGUUGUGUCACAUGAGCCUCCCUGACACUGCAGAGGAAUCAGUGCCCUUGAUGGCGCUUUUCUGUAUAGGUGAAAGAGCAAGUUUAGGUUGGGGCCUGUCCUGAGGCUGCUGCUGUGACCCUUGUCUCCUUGAGCCUCAUGUUCCCGUCCUUGCCUGUCUGACAUGCAUGGGGAGGGUGUUUCCAUCUUUUCCACACCGUCCUCCAGUCUGUACGUGCUCACCUGAGAGAAGAGGGAAUCUUGCCCGGGAUAGUGAGCACCUGUGUCCACAACUGAUUCUGGCCUUGAAAACAAUUACUGAAAGCAGAGGACCCUCUGCCCCUUUCCCUUCCCCUUUCCCCUUCCCCUCCCUUCCCCUUCCCCCUUCCCCCUUUCCCCUCCCCCCUUUCCCCUUCCCCCUGCCCCCUUCCCUUCCCAUUGUCACUGAAUUGUCCAUCCUGUGGGAUAAGUAGGAUAGUUGAACCAUUGGAAUAGAUCUUUUAGAGGAGAGUCCUGAGCGUUGAGACCCCCUCCCGCCAAUGUCAACCCCUCAUCCUUUCCCCCACCUUGCUACAGUGUUUGGACAGGAGGGUACGGCGCUGCUGGAUGCAGCAGAUACUUUGGCUGAUCAAAGAGGCGGCCAGGCAUUUUGCACCAGGAAGAAUCAGUGAUCACUUUUCAGAAGACUUCUAUGGACCAUAAUAAACAUAUUACGGAGGAACAGAUUUUGCUAAGACGUAAUCUAGUUUUAUAACUCAAUCAUGGAUCAACCACAUAUGGCUAACUUGCAGUGUAAAGGGAUCCCAUCAGUGAAAAAAAAAAGAUUUUUUUAAACUGCUUUUACUUAAGUUUGAGAAAGUCCUCUCGUCAAAAGGUUUAAACCUUCCCGCCUCGAUCUUAAAAAGCAUGUCAAACAAUCCACGUCAGAUGCCAUAAACAAGAACUGCGAGAGAAAAUGGUACAAUCUUAAAUGAAUGGGAAUUGGAAUCAAAAGGGUUUGCUGUCCUUCUUAGAAUGUUCUAAAAUGUCAAGGCAGUUGCUUGUGUUUAACUGUGAACAAAUAAAAAUCUAUUGUUUUGCACUA
Molecule: messenger RNA, 8625 nt
Organism: Nyctereutes procyonoides (raccoon dog)
Lineage: Eukaryota; Metazoa; Chordata; Mammalia; Carnivora; Canidae
Gene: TSC1
Product: TSC complex subunit 1
Exons: 23
Coding region: 220-3726 (1168 amino acids)
Biological process (GO): regulation of cell cycle; negative regulation of cell population proliferation; negative regulation of TOR signaling
Cellular component (GO): TSC1-TSC2 complex
Source: RefSeq, a predicted model, not a curated record